Messenger RNA from Thyridium curvatum, 9018 nucleotides. RefSeq lists its product as uncharacterized. Bases 1 to 9018 code for a protein of 3005 amino acids. The record is from RefSeq and is a predicted model, not a curated record. Gene Ontology annotation, biological process: negative regulation of macroautophagy; TOR signaling; protein phosphorylation. Gene Ontology annotation, cellular component: nucleus; TORC1 complex; TORC2 complex. The transcript is spliced from 7 exons. Gene Ontology annotation, molecular function: protein-containing complex binding; protein serine/threonine kinase activity; protein binding. Lineage: Eukaryota; Fungi; Ascomycota; Sordariomycetes; Thyridiales; Thyridiaceae.
AUGGCGUCCCAACAGACUGCCGAUGGGGCAGCUGAAGCCCUCAUCAAGGAUCUCAAGUCAAGAACGAUCACCGAAGAUGCCAGACGACGCGUUGCCCAACAGCUCCGGGAGACUGUCGCUAUAGCGCAGCGAGACUUCAACCCCGAGCAGUUCCAGACCUUCUGGGCGCUGGUGCAGGCUAAGAUCAGCACCUUACUCCAGAGCGACAGCACCUACGAGAAGCUGGGUGGCAUCUACGCCAUCGACGUCUUCGUGGACUUUGAGGGCAUCGACACCACUGCGAAAUACACCCGUUUCGCCUCCGCCCUCCGGCGGCUGAUGUCUGGCAAAGACAUCAACUGCAUGCAGCCCGCUGCUAUGGUCAUCGGAAAGCUCUGCCGACCCGGAGGCUCCCUUUCUUCUUCCCUCGUCGAGACCGAUGUCCAGAUGGGACUUGAAUUCCUGCAAGAUGGAACGAGCGAGGAGCGGCGCUAUAGUGCUGCGCUUCUUCUUAGAGAGAUAGCCCGCAACGCGCCAACGCUCAUGUACAGCAAGGUCAAUCAGAUCUUUGAGUGGAUAUGGGUCGGCCUCCGAGAUCAGCGUCACCUCAUCCGAGUCACCUCCGCCGAGGCUGUUAGCGCCUGCUUCAAGAUCAUCAGGGAGCGUGACCAGGAGAUGCGCCAGUCCAACAUGGACAAGAUGAAGAAGGAGGCAAUCAAUGGCCUGAAGAUUGGAACCGUAGAGUCGGUUCACGGCUCUCUGCUUGUCUUCAAAGAGUUGCUUGAGCAGGGUGGUAUGUACAUGCAGGCUCACUACACUGAAGCGUGCGACAUUGUGUUCCGAUACAAGGACCACCGAGACGCCACUAUCCGCAAGACCAUCGUCUUCCUCAUCCCAGAUUUGGCCAACUACGCCCCGACCGAGUUCGCCUCAAAUCACCUGCACAAAUUCAUGAUCUACCUUUCCGCCAUGCUGAAGAAGGAGAAGGAGCGCAACGAUGCCUUCCUCGCUAUCGGCAACAUCGCCAAUGCUGUCAAGAGCGCCAUAGCGCCGUAUCUCGAUAGCGUCAUCACCUACAUUCGAGAUGGUCUCAGUCUUCAGGCGCGGAAGCGCGGAUCCGUCGACCCCGUCUUCGACUGCAUUAGUCGUCUAGCCGUUGCCGUGGGUCAGACGCUGAGCAAAUACAUGGAGGCGCUGCUCUCGCCCAUCUUCCAGUGCGAGCUCACGCCCAAGUUGACCCAGGCACUAGUCGACAUGGCUUUCUACAUCCCUCCCGUUAAGGCCGUUAUCCAGGAGAGAUUGCUUGACAUGCUCAGCAAAGUGCUCUGCGGCGAGCCCUUCAGACCUCUCGGCGCACCUCACCCCAACACGUUGUCAUCCGUCCCCGUCAUCGCCAAAGACCCCAAGGAUCCGCAGGCCUACGAGCAUCGCAAGGCUGAAGUCAAGUUGGCGCUUAACACGUUGGGCAGCUUCGACUUCUCCGGUCACGUUCUUAAUGAGUUUGUGCGCGAUGUCGCUAUCAAGUAUGUCGAAGACGACGAUCCUGAGAUCCGUGAGGCAGCCGCUCUCACCUGCUGUCAGCUCUACGUCCGGGAUCCUAUCGUGAACCAGACCAGCUACCAUGCUCUUCAGGUCGUCGGCGAUGUCAUUGAGAAAUUACUCACGGUCGGUGUCUCCGACCCGGAGCCGAGCAUCCGACGGACCGUGCUUGCCGCCCUCGAUGAAAGGUUUGAUCCUCAUCUCGCCCAGGCUGAAAACAUUAGGACUCUUUUCUUUGCCUUGAACGACGAGUACUUCCCCAUCCGCGAAGUUUCCGUCGAGAUCAUUGGCCGUCUCGCCCGGUACAACCCGGCAUACGUCAUCCCUUCUCUCCGCAAGACCCUCAUCCAGAUGCUCACCGAGCUCGAAUUCUCGGACGUCGCCCGUAACAAGGAGGAGAGUGCCAAGCUACUGAGCCUUUUGGUCCAGAACGCGCAGUCCCUUAUCCGACCCUACGUCGACCCCAUGAUCAAGGUUCUGUUGCCCAAGGCAAGCGAUCCAACACCCUCGGUCGCGGCCACCAUUCUCAAGGCCAUCGGUGAGCUCUGUACGGUUGGGGGUGAAGACAUGCUGUUGUACAAGGAUCAGCUCAUGCCGAUCAUCAUCGAUGCGCUGCAAGACCAGUCAUCAGCAGCCAAGCGAGAGGCCGCACUGCACACUCUCGGCCAGUUGGCGAGCAACUCUGGCUACGUCAUUGCUCCCUAUCUCGAAUAUCCCCAACUCUUGGACCUGCUCCAGAACAUCAUCCGGGGUGAACCUCAGCAUGGUGCCCUCCGCCAGGAGACCAUCAAGCUGCUGGGUAUCCUCGGUGCUCUGGACCCGUAUAGACACCAGCAAGUCGAAGAGCGCAGCCCCGAGAUCCAGCGGCGGGUGGAAAACACCCAGACCACUGACAUCUCCCUUAUGAUGACAGGGUUGACACCCUCCAACAAAGAAUACUUUCCUACAGUCGUUAUCAACGCACUGCUCGGUAUCCUUCGGGACCACUCUCUUGUCCAGUAUCACCAGGAUGUCAUUGGCGCUAUCAUGGCCAUCUUCCGUACUCUCGGACUCGAAUGUGUCCCUUUCCUUGACCGGAUCAUCCCGGCUUUCCUGCAAGUCAUCCGCAGUUCGUCCACCACUAAGAUCGAGGCCUACUUCAGCCAGCUUGCCGCGCUCGUCAGCAUCGUCCGCCAGCACAUUCGGAAUUAUUUGCCCGACCUGGUUGAGAUCAUGCAAGAGUACUGGAACACCUCGCCCGCUCUUCAGUCCACGAUCCUGUCUCUGGUAGAGGCUAUCUCUCGCUCGCUGGAGGGCGAGUUCAAGAUCUACCUCGCGGGGUUGCUCCCCCUCAUGCUAGGCAUUCUCGAGAAAGACGGUUCGGCUAGACGGCAACCGUCGGAGAAGGUCCUGCACGCGUUCCUGGUGUUUGGCUCCAGUAGUGAAGAGUACAUGCACCUCAUCAUCCCGGUUAUUGUCCGGACGUUCGAGAAGCCUAACACGCCUCCUUUCCUCCGGAAGUCCGCAAUCGAGACCAUCGGCAAAAUCUCCCGCCAAGUCAACCUGAACGAUUUUGCUGCCAAGAUUAUUCACCCGCUCACUCGCGUACUUGCAAGCGGUGACCCUACCCUACGCGCUGCCUCGCUUGAUACACUCUGUGCAUUGAUACAACAGCUGGGCAAAGACUACCUUCAUUUCAUGGGGACAGUGAAUAAGGUUCUGACUCUCCACGGAAUCCAGCACCAGAACUACGAGCUUCUCGUCAGCAAGCUCCAAAAGGGCGAAGUCCUUCCUCAGGACCUGAGUUCCGAGACUAGAUUUGUUGACCAGGCAGAUGAUAUGCCGUUCGCCGACCUCGGCGUCAAGAAGCUGGAGAUGAACGCCGUUCACCUCAAGGCUGCGUGGGAUACCAAGGGCAAGUCCACGAAGGAGGACUGGCAAGAGUGGCUGCGAGGCUUCAGCACAACUCUCCUUAACGAGUCGCCGAACCAUGCUCUGCGUGCUUGUGCCGCUCUGGGCAAUCUCUACCCUCCGCUCGCUCGGGAGCUCUUCAACUCGGCCUUUGUGUCGUGCUGGAGCGAGCUGUACGAGCAAUUCCAAGAUGAGCUGAUCUGGAACAUUGAGAAUGCGAUAAAAUCGGAGAAUGUUCCACCAGAUCUAUUGGGUCUCCUUCUCAACCUGGCCGAAUUCAUGGAGCACGACGACAAGGCCCUUCCCAUUGAUAUCCGCAUCCUCGGUCGUGAGGCGGCACGCUGCCACGCUUAUGCCAAAGCUCUGCACUACAAAGAGCUCGAGUUUCUCCAAGACCAGAGCAGCACUGCUGUUGAGGCGCUAAUCGUCAUCAACAACCAGCUCCAGCAAUCUGACGCAGCCAUAGGAAUUCUGCGCAAGGCUCAGCUGUACAAGGACGGUAUCCAGCUCAGGGAGACCUGGUUCGAGAAGCUCGAGCGCUGGGAGGAAGCACUCGCGUUCUACAACAAGCGCGAGAGGGAGAUUCCCGAUGACCAAACAGUUCCCGUCGAGAUCGUCAUGGGUAAGAUGCGUUGCCUGCACGCCCUGGGCGAAUGGGAGGCUCUCGCGCAGCUUGCCGGCCACACCUGGUCUAACUCGUCGCCUGAAGUCCAGCGGCGUAUUGCACCGCUCGCGACCACUGCCGCGUGGGGCAUGGGCAAAUGGGACUCGAUGGAUAACUACCUGCAGUCCAUGAAGCGGCACUCGCCCGAUCGCGCAUUCUUCGGCGCCAUCCUCGCUCUCCAUCGCAACCAGUUCCGCGAGGCCGCUCUGUGCAUCGACCAAGCACGCGAAGGCCUCGAUACUGAGCUUAGCGCCCUCAUUAGCGAGUCCUACACCCGUGCUUACACAGUCAUUGUCCGUGUGCAGAUGCUCGCCGAGCUUGAAGAGAUCAUCACCUACAAGCAGACCGAUGCCAAACAGCAGGAGACGCUCCGCCGCACCUGGGAGACUCGUGUCAAAGGUUGUCAGCGGAACUCGGAAGUCUGGCAGCGAAUGCUUCGGCUUCGAAGUCUCAUCAUGCAGCCCAUGGAGAAUAUGUCCAUGUGGAUCAAGUUUGCCAAUCUUUGCCGCAAAUCGGGUCGCAUGGGCCUGGCAGAAAAGACCCUAAAGCAGCUUAUCGGCACGGACGAUCAGCUCGAAGCCAUGAUUCCCAACUGGCAAGAGCGAGAGCGAGGAGGUACGAACCUUGUGCGCACGAUCCCGUCGCAAGUCACCUAUGCUGUUCUCAAGUACCAGUGGGAUCUCGGUCAGCAACCAGGAGCACGCCAGUCCGGCAUCUCUGAGAAGACGCUCUACUGCCUGCGUAAGUUUACUAAUGACAGCGCUUACCGGCUUGAGUCCGCCAAGCAGCAGCUUACGUCGCACACUGUGAAUGGCAUCGACCUUCCCAACAACUUCGCCUUUGCCGAGCUUCGCGACACGCCUCUGAACCCGGACGCACAGCGGGUGCUGCACGAGCAAACAACACUCCUGGCCAAGUGUUACCUGCGGCUAGGCGAGUGGCAAAUCGCUCUCAACAGCGACGAUUGGCAAUACACUCAGGUGUCGGACAUCCUGAUGUGCUAUGCUCAGGCCACCAAGUACAACCCCAAGUGGUACAAGGCCUGGCACGCCUGGGCCCUGGCCAACUUCGAGGUCGUCCAGGCACACAUGACCCGAAACGAGGGCCAGCUUUCCCGUGCCGACCACGGCAUGAUUGUUGAGCAUGUUGUUCCGGCGGUCCGAGGCUUCUUUGAGUCCAUCGCCCUCUCUCAGGGCAGUUCGUUGCAGGAUACCUUGCGUCUGCUGACUCUCUGGCUCACACACGGUGGUCACUCCGAGGUCAACGCUGCUGUCACUGAGGGCUUCACUCGGGUCAGCGUCGACACCUGGCUGGAGGUCAUUCCCCAGCUCAUUGCACGCAUCAACCAGUCCAACAAGCGCGUCCAGCAGUCGGUGCAUAACUUGCUCGCCGAUGUUGGCCGUGCCCACCCGCAGGCGCUGGUGUACCCUCUGACCGUGGCGAUGAAGUCCUGGCAGAACACGAGACGAUCCCGCUCUGCCGCCCAGAUCAUGGACAGCAUGCGCCAGCACAGUGCCAAGUUGGUCGAGCAAGCCGACAUUGUUAGCCACGAACUUAUUCGGGUCGCGGUUCUUUGGCACGAGCUCUGGCACGAGGGCUUGGAGGAGGCUUCUCGCCUCUACUUUGGCGACCACAACAUCGAGGGCAUGCUGGCUGUUCUCGAGCCACUACAUGAGCAGCUGGAGAGGGGUCCAGAGACGCUUCGCGAGAUUUCGUUUGCGCAGACCUUCGGCCGUGACCUUACUGAGGCCCGGGAAUGGUGCAGGCAAUACGAAGUCAGCCAUGAUGUGAACGAUCUUAAUCAAGCGUGGGAUCUUUACUAUCAGGUUUUCCGUCGCAUAACACGCCAGUUACCGCAGAUGACCAGCUUGGAACUCACAUACUGUUGCCCCAACCUCCUCAACGCCAAGGACCUCGAGCUCGCCGUGCCUGGUACCUACAAGAGUGGCCAGCCUGUUGUGCGCAUCAUGUCUUUCGAGACCACUUUCAGCGUCAUCAGCUCGAAGCAGCGGCCGCGUAAGCUCAACAUUAAUGGUAGCGACGGCAUCGGCUACACCUUCUUACUCAAGGGUCACGAAGAUAUCCGUCAAGAUGAGCGUGUCAUGCAGCUGUUUGGCCUCUGUAACACGCUGCUUUCCAACGACUCCGAGUGCUACAAGCGCCAUCUCAAUAUUCAGCGAUACCCUGCUAUCCCGCUGUCUCAAAACUCUGGACUGCUGGGAUGGGUGCCAAACAGUGACACGAUCCACGUUCUCAUCCGCGAGUACCGUGACAGCCGCAAGAUACUUCUUAACAUUGAGCAUCGCAUCAUGCUGCAGAUGGCCCCUGACUACGACAAUCUCACGCUCAUGCAGAAAGUCGAGGUCUUUGGCUACGCCCUCGACAACACUACCGGCCAAGAUCUUUACCGAGUGCUGUGGCUCAAGAGCAAGAGCUCCGAGGCCUGGCUCGAGCGGCGCACCAACUAUACCCGCUCUCUCGGUGUCAUGUCGAUGGUGGGCUACAUUCUGGGCCUCGGCGAUCGUCACCCGUCCAACUUGAUGCUCGACCGCAUAACAGGCAAGAUCAUCCAUAUCGACUUUGGUGACUGUUUCGAGGUCGCCAUGAAGCGCGAGAAGUACCCGGAGCGCGUGCCUUUCCGCCUCACGCGCAUGCUCACAUACGCCAUGGAGGUCAGCAACAUUGAGGGCAGCUUCCGCAUCACUUGCGAGCACGUCAUGAGGGUCCUGCGGGACAACAAGGAGAGUGUCAUGGCAGUGCUGGAAGCCUUCAUCCACGACCCUCUUCUGACGUGGCGGCUGACCAAUGCCCAAUCACCCGCUGGUCCCAACUUCCAAUCCGAGCGCGAGGCGGCUAUCGCCGGCGCCGGUGCUGGCGGCGCGCGCGCCCGACGACCUUCCAUCCUCGACUCAGACGAGCGACCACAGUUCGGCGAUCCGGCCAUCGGCGGACCCCGCGGCAGGGCCCGAACCAACAGCUCUGCUGUGCCGCCCGAUGCGGCUGGUGGCAGCAGCCUCAUCAACGGUGGCGGCGGCGCUGGCCAGCAGGACCCGGCCGAGAUCCAGAACGCGCGGGCGCUCGAGGUGCUGGACCGAGUGCAGCAGAAGCUGACGGGCAGGGACUUCAAGCCCGGCGAGGAGCUGGACGUCAUCGGGCAGGUGAACAAGCUGAUAAUGGAGGCGACCAAGCUCGAGAACUUGUGCCAGCACUAUAUCGGAUGGUGCAGCUUCUGCCAGGGUCCUGAUUCUGCCAUGCCAGGCACAGAGCAAGCCCUUGCCGGCGGCGAGCUCCCUAAAAGACGGCGUGCACACCACAAGAAGGUUAGGACGGGAUGUAAAACAUGCAAAUGCACCACCAGCAAGCGGGAGUGUACCUACGCAAGCAACCACCGCACUCCGGGUCCUCCCGCUUCUCGGGACAUCCUUGGUCAUACGGGUAUUCCGGGGAAGAUGCUCAUGCCUCGGCAGAACCCAAACGAGAUCCGAAGUUACCAGUAUUUCGUCGAAGUCACAGCGUGCUCGCUGGCCGGCUCGUUUGAUACUGACUUCUGGUGUCGGGAGCUGCCAAAGAUUUGUGUCGCUGAUCCCGCGCUUUGGCAUGCGGUUGUAGCGCUCGGAGCGGUCCACGAGAUUGGCUCUUCUGCAGGCACCGCUGCGAGCCCCCCUGCUUCUAAGGAGAGGCAGUCAUUCGCGCUGCAGCAAUACAAUGCCGCUAUCCGAAGCCUGAGAGAGUCCGGCCCGCCGCGCUACACCAAUGGCUGGAGAGCUGCCAUCGUCUGUGCCAUCUUCACGUGCAUCUGCAUCAUACAGGGACUGUACAAGCAGGCACUGACAGUCCAUGUGGUCGCGGGCUGCAAGCUGAUACGAGAGCUACAGGCCGAAGAGCAGGCCUCGCUCUCUCAGCCCCUGACCUUCACUUUGCAUGACGCGCUGAGUACACAACCAAUCGAUAUCCGCCCUGUGCGGAACCUGCUCUUCCACGUGGAGAAUGUUGCCCACUCCCUUACCACUGGCGGUUAUGCCGACCCCAGCACCCUCCCGGGCCUCACUCAGAGUGACAAGUACGGCCUGUGGUGCUUCUACAAAUCUCCUGGCACUCUUUUGGGCUGCACUCGGCACUUGAUCGCGUCGCAUAUCGUCAAGGCGCUUCGAGCUGCCGAAUCUCUACAGAACGGUCUCAAUCUCUGGUGGCAGGAGAACAGACACCAGACCAACUUGCUAUAUGGUGAUACAGGAAGGACAGAGAUCUACACUACGCUGAUCACACGACAAGCGGCUUAUGCCCGAUGCUACAAAGCGCUCCAAAGGACCGUCAAGAGGUUGCAAGCCGACAUUCCGCCUCGCGACCUCGCCAAUUUUGACAACGAGAUGGCGUUACUUCAACUAGCACAGGCCACGAAUAACUUAUAUCUUCUGGCUGACCCAGAGGAGCCAGACCCGGUUGCCAGAUAUAAAAAGAUGCCGGGCUUGGCACGGCGCAUCGUCGAGCUGAGUGAACAAAUCGUCAGGUCAAAGGGGCUUGAGCGAGUGUCAGCCUCGACUAAAUUAGGUCUGUCUCCUGAUCUCGUGACGAGCAACCCGUUGUUCCUGGUCGCCCACGCCGGCCACUCGAUCUCGACACGCGCGCGGGCCUAUGGGCUACUAAAGCAACCUCGCCUCGAGGGUCUGUGGGAGACGCCGAUGAUGGCGAGCCUUGCCAAGGCCAUGUGGACUACGGAGAAGGAGACACAGGACGCGUGGCAGAGGUCUCAGCCCACUUCUGCCAACGUGCAGAUGGAAGCAGAGGUGUCGAGCCCGUACGGAAGCGAUAACAUAGCUCUCCCAUUUCGUGUCUACAGCGCCAGUCUUCAGUUCUCGGAUGUCAAAGGCGAGGCGAUAGCUAGCAUGGUAACGCACAUGGGCCAGGAGCAGGGCACGCCUCCCGUGAAGAGAGUGAUCCACUGGUAA